UCGUUUGAAGCUUCGACCUUCGAGGCAAACGAUAUCUUUAAAAUCCCCAUGAUUGACCAAAACCUCUGAUACACAGUUCAGAACGCAAAAAAAAACUUUUUUUUUUUUUUUUUUUUGUUUUGGGCAAAUGGGUAUUCUGGAAACCGUGGGUUCCAUUGAUUGGGAGCAAGAAUCGUAUCCAAGCUACAGAGAUUUGGCAGUGCUUCCGCUGUUCGUGCUGUUCUUCCCCGCUGUCAGAUUCUUGCUUGAUAGAUUCGUAUUUGAGAAUCUCGCCAGGUGGUUAAUAUUUGCAAAGGGGCAGAGGGUGGUGGAAAAUGAGACCGACGAACGAAGAAAAAAGAUACGGAAGUUCAAGGAAUCAGCAUGGAAAUGUGUUUAUUUUGUUUCAGCUGAAAUUUUCGCACUUUCUGUUACCUACAACGAGCCUUGGUUCACCAAAACAAAAUAUUUCUGGGUAGGCCCUGGGGAUCAGGUCUGGCCUGACCAGAAAUACAAGGCAAAAUUGAAGGCUCUUUAUAUGUAUGCUGGUGGGUUCUACACAUAUUCCAUAUUUGCUCUUAUAUUUUGGGAAACGAGGCGCUCUGACUUCGGGGUUUCAAUGAGCCACCAUCUUGCUACUGCUAUUCUCAUUGUCUUGUCCUAUCUAUUCAGGUUUGCACGUGUCGGUUCAAUUGUUUUAGCCCUCCAUGAUGCUAGUGACGUACUUUUGGAAAUUGGGAAAAUGUCUAAAUACAGUGGUGCUGAAACUCUUGCCAGCAUUUCAUUCAUUCUUUUUGUUUUAUCUUGGGUCCUUCUUCGCCUUAUAUACUUUCCUUUUUGGGUUUUAUGGAGUACAAGCUACGAAGUUGUAUGGACUUUGGAUAAGGAGAAACACAAAGUGGAAGGACCAAUAUAUUACUACAUCUUCAAUUCUCUUCUAUUUUGCUUGCUCGUUCUGCAUAUAUAUUGGUGGGUGCUGAUGUAUAGGAUGCUUGUUAAACAAAUCCAAUCAAGGGGCCAAGUCAGUGAUGAUGUUCGAUCUGAUUCCGAGGAUGAAAAUGAACACGAAGAUUAAAAGUUAUUUUCCCCUAACUGAUGUGAAGUGAGAAACACAAGCGUAGUUUACACGAGCACGAUGGUUAAGUCGAGAAAUACGAAUACGGGUGCUGCUUGUAAAGCCAGUUGUUUUGUUAGUCAAGGAUGCAGAUUAUUGAAGACAUUGCAAGUGAACAGAAACUGUUGGUUUAACAUUAGAAAUAUCAUUUUAAGUUGACCAAAAUUGGGUCUUUUUGCAAGUUCUAUUAUUUUGCAAGGAUUGUAUGUAUCACAGACAUGACUGGAGCUUGGUGCCAGCAGGGAGAAUUGUUGUUUCUGUUAUUGGGAAUGAAAUGGAACAAAUGGACUAAGGUUCAUGAACUGAAAA
Molecule: messenger RNA, 1402 nt
Organism: Ipomoea triloba (trilobed morning glory)
Lineage: Eukaryota; Viridiplantae; Streptophyta; Magnoliopsida; Solanales; Convolvulaceae
Product: ASC1-like protein
Exons: 7
Coding region: 128-1054 (308 amino acids)
Biological process (GO): ceramide biosynthetic process
Cellular component (GO): endoplasmic reticulum; membrane
Molecular function (GO): sphingosine N-acyltransferase activity
Source: RefSeq, a predicted model, not a curated record